CGCCGCGACCGUUAAAUAAUUUCAGCUCGGUGUAAAUAAUAAUAAUAAUAAUUGUUGUUAAUCUUCGAACGUUUUUUCGUAUACUUUUCUCGUCGGUCCGCGGGUGGGGAGAACAGGUUGUGGUACGCGUUACCAAAAGGAGGAGUGGCAAAUGCGUAUACACGCGCGAGUUCGAGUCGUGAAUGUGACACGGAAUCGCUUUAUUCACUUUCAGUAUAUUCACAGCUCGAGUAAACACUUACGAUCGCACACGUGCGUACAUUCGGAUUGCCAUCACCUCGUUAACAUGUGUUUGUGUGAUGUCCGAGGUCCGUCGUACGAGUGAAAAUCCGUCGUCUAAUGCUGCAGUAAUACACUGAAAUACAUUAUUGUUAUACGAUAAAUUCUGAACGGAGCUACCGAGUUUAUUGGUUGUACAAUGAUAUGGACUUUUUUUAUGGGGUUUCUCGGAAACAUAUUUUGUAGCAGUAGUAAGAUUCAUUGUCGUUUCAUAAUGCAGUACCGUCUCUAUAUUAAACACUAGAUUGGAAAUUGAAUUGUACAGUAAAAAGCUGCUUUACAAUGUCAGUUAAAAAAGUGCUCCGCAUUUUUAAUCCUCAUGCAGUCCACACGGUCAUUCUACUGACAUUAGGUUAUUUUUUAGUGCAACUAGUUUUCAGUCAUAUAUCGCAUUCACUCACCUUGCUCGUCGACUCGUACCACGUGCUAUGCAAACUUAUAUACUUUUUUGGAUCUGUAAUGUGCAUUAAGAAAAACGACUAUGAAGAGAUGUGUUCAAACGAAGUGUGUGCGGAAAAAAUCCUCAAGGUGGAGGACAAUUCACCAGAGUCCAACUUGACAGUAUCCAAGUCCGGCCAACUAUCGUCUUCCAGUUGCGUACAUCGUCAUCCCGAGAAGAAGUUAAAGAAUACAUUUGGAUGGGCAAGAAUAGAAGUAGUCUUGAUGCUCGGCGGUUGCGUGUUUUUGGCAUCACUUAGUUUCUCCCUGGUGGUCGAAGCCAUUCAAACUCUCAUACACAUCGACCAUCAAGAUCCAAUGCAUCAACCAAUAUCAGUGUUCAUUAUCGGUCUUGUUGGUAUACUCCUCCACGGACUAUGUUAUUUACUGCUAGGAGGUCCGGUAGUACAAAACGCAAAAGUUCCUGACGAAGAAAGCGCCAAUGCUCUUUUGAAUACUGGUCAAUUACUGAAAAAAAAAAUACAAGUCAAAAACUGCUCUUCAAGAGAAAUAUGUCGAGAUGUAGUUGGUUGUACAAUGGUGAUGAUAUGUUCUAUCGUCGUAAUAUUCACAGACCCUUCUAUCGCAAAGUUUGUUGACCCUGGAAUUUCAAUCAUAUCGGCGGCAAUAUUACUCUAUCUUAAAUAUCCAAAUAUGAAAGAAUCAUGUCUGAUUCUUCUUCAAACAAUGCCCGAUCACAUGAAUAUUGAUGUCAUUUGCAAAAACUUGAUGAAAACAUUUCCAGACAUAGUAAACGUACAUGAACUGCAUAUAUGGCAACUGACUGAAGAUAAAAUAAUAUCCACUGCACAUAUUAUGUUUCUUAACCCUCAAGAUUAUCUGCGAAUAAAUAAAGCGGUCGUUAACUUUUUCCACGAAAACGGCAUUUUAGAAGUGACUAUUCAACCAGAGUUUUUCAAAGACGAUCAAAAUAUACAAAUGGUUCCAGAGUAUGGUAUGGGACAGUGUUUGGUUCAGUGCAAUAAUAUCGAGUGCUUCGAUAGGAAUUGCUGUGAACCAGCUGGUGACAUUGAAUCAGUUCAACAAUGUUAAGCUUCAAAUAGUACAACUUUAUAGAGUUGAAACAACCGUCUUGCUCACCAACAAUAAUCGUUAUUUGAUAAAUCUUUGCAAAUAUUUAAAAAAAAAUGUUUCAAAUUUGAUUACCUUAUAGGUACCAUGUGUAAAUGAGUUAUAUUGACCUUAUUUAUUAUAUAUAUAUAUAUAUAUAUAUAUAUGUGUAAUAUCAAAUAUGUAUAAUGUAUAUAUAUAUAUUAUAUAUACAUAUAUAUUUUUUUAAUGAAAAAUACGUUCCUAUAUGUACUCAUAAUUGUGUUACUGUGAAUGUAUUUAUACUGAAUCGUUAUUAAUUAUUGUUUAACAAGUACAACAUCGUAUUUGUUUUUAUUAUAAUUUUAUUUUUGUAAUAUAAAAUGUUAUUGAAAAUGACGAAUACAAAUUAAAUGUUACACUGACUGUAAUAUAAUAUUAUAAUGAUACAUUUCACAUUUAAAACUUUAUUUAAAAAUAAUAUAUAAGAUAUAUUUUUUUCAACAAAUACAACCAAUGGUAGCAAUA
Messenger RNA from Aphis gossypii (cotton aphid), 2295 nucleotides. It is a transcript of the gene ZnT77C, whose product is annotated as zinc transporter 1. Lineage: Eukaryota; Metazoa; Arthropoda; Insecta; Hemiptera; Aphididae. Gene Ontology annotation, cellular component: membrane. The record is from RefSeq and is a predicted model, not a curated record. Gene Ontology annotation, molecular function: zinc ion transmembrane transporter activity. The transcript has 10 exons. Gene Ontology annotation, biological process: intracellular zinc ion homeostasis; zinc ion transmembrane transport; detoxification of zinc ion. Bases 562 to 1770 code for a protein of 402 amino acids.